CUCACUCUCAACGUCGACCGCAGCUCGUUGGCUUCAGGCGCAGCGUAGAGGCGUACCAAACGACGAUGCAGGAAGCGCUGGAGGCUCACGAGAUUGACGCCCUUGAUCAAGAGUACGGGCUCCUCCGCACGAACACGCUCCCCACCAAACUGCAGACGAUGCAGUUCUCCAAGAGGAUUGAUGCCGGCUCGGCAGAUAUCAACGAGCUCACCGCUCAGAUCGAGCAGGCGCAAGCGGCCGUGAACGAUCUCAUCCGCCGGCGUGAUAAACGCCAGGCGGAAGUCGACCUGCACCGCGCCGUGGUCGCCCCCGUCCGCAUACUUCCCACCGAGGUACUAUCCUACAUCUUCGAGCUCUGCAUGGAGGAACCACCCGUAAAGCCGGAUGCCAGCAAAGCCCCCCUCCUUCUCUGUGGCAUCUGCAGCCGGUGGCGCGAGGUCGCUCUCGGGACACCGACACUUUGGCACAACCUUCACAUAUCCGUUGCGGCCCUCCUCCGCGAUACGCCCGAGGACGCGGACCGCUUCUACUCCUCGCGCGUCAAGAUUGCGGAGACGUGGCUAGGGCGGGCGCGUACCAUGCCUCUGAAUCUCACGAUGGCUGUCACAAUCAAGGAGCGCCGAUUCUUCACCCGCCCGCGCUAUCGCGACUUCCCCCCAUUCCCCGUUGCCGCUUUCUUCCGCCCUCAUGCACGCACGCUGCGAUCACUCACCAUGGAACUACCCAAAUCGCAGUACUCCAGCUUAUGUGCGAUCGCGCCGAUACCGAUGCCCUCACUUGAGAGUUUGGUUAUAUCCAAGCACUCCCUCGUCUCGGCCGGCACAGACGAGUCCGAGCGCAUCGUCGUGUUCUCGGAGACGCCGCAGCUCCGCCGCCUUGAACUUCGCAGUAUGGGGCGCUUCACGCAAAGUCAGCUUGUCCUUGACUGGACAGAGUUGACCGAUGUGCGGUUGAACAACACCUACAUGCCUCGCGCCGCAUGCGUUGGCCUGCUUCGUGCAUGUCCUCAACUGGAAUACUGUGAACUCGGCACAUGCCUAUUUUUUCAGGACACCACACCCGAGGGCGGACCGACUGUGCUCUCAAAGCUACACACGCUGAAGAUAGUCAAUGACGAUGAUGACUUCUCGGCUCUGUUCCAGUUCAUCACGACGCCUGCCCUGCGAGAGCUCGACUUGCGCUCCUGGCCGACGUACGACCCAGGCGAUAUCGAGUUUAUCUGGGAGCAGCGGGAGUUCGAGGAGUUCUGCGCACGGUCCGAGCUCGCGCUAACGAGCCUGGCAAUUGGUUUCCCAUUGCGCGGAGAUGACUUGCUGGCCGUAUUGCGCGCGCAGCCCUCCCUCGAGACGCUCGAGCUGCGUACGGGCCUGCACCUCGACGGCUUCCUCGUCGGCGCCUUCAUCUGGGACCACGCGGAGAGCCAGCGGCAGCUCCUCCCACGCCUGCAGCGCCUGCACCUCUACGAGCUCGACCAGCAGACCGCGCACGUGUUCGGGCAGCAGAUCGUCGACGUUGUGGAGUCGCGCUUCCAGCGGCGGUGGUUUGCGCCCUCGACCACGCUCCUCGCCCUUCGGCUGCUCACCCCGACCGUCGUGCAGCAGAUGCACGAGGCCGAAGCGGGGAACCCCGAACUAGGCGCGCUGCUCGAGUCCGUGCGAAGGGGAAAUGCGACGGCGGAGCAGCGGCAGGCCCUUGCGCUGAUGUUCGCCGACCUCGUUCAAGCGAGCUCGCCGGAGCUGCUCGAGCAGGCGUUCGCGGAGGCGCCGGUCGCGUUGCAGGAAGCGCCCCCGCUGCCCGCGCAGCUAAAGGGCCUCACCCUCGCGACGUCGGCGCGGAGUUUGACGUUCGACGACGCGUUCGCGGCGAAGAUGGCGCAGUUCCGCGAGAUGGGGCUCGAGGUCGUGCUUGAUGUGACGCGCGACCCGCGACGAUACGAUGUGACGGUGCUUUGA
Molecule: messenger RNA, 1952 nt
Organism: Schizophyllum commune H4-8
Lineage: Eukaryota; Fungi; Basidiomycota; Agaricomycetes; Agaricales; Schizophyllaceae
Exons: 2
Coding region: 66-1952 (628 amino acids)
Source: RefSeq, a predicted model, not a curated record